UUGCACACAACAAAUCUAAUCCGAAAUCCAACUAAAAUCAUCCAAAAUCACCUUUUUUUUUCACUCUCCGAAUUUUUUUCUAUUAUUGUUCCGGAAGGUGAAAUAAUAGAAAACGAUGCUUUUCACGGAAGUUGAAUUCUCCACCAAAUUUGUCUCUUCGUAUGCAACUCUCUUCUAUUUUUGCAAUUUCUUGUAGAUUUGGCGGAACCUCCAAAGCUACUCUCUAUCUGCCAACUAUAUCCAUAGUGAUCGAGAGAGAGAAGAAAAGCUUGGGAUCUUCUGCGAAGUUCGGCUUCUACAUCAGAAAUCGAAUUUGAACUCUGCGAGAAUUCAUUGUAAAAUUGAAAAGCAUGCAAGCUUCAACGUUCGCUGUCAAGGGAAACUUAGGUUUCAACAUAAAAAAUCAUAGGGUUUUACCAGAACUUGGUGAAUUUUGGAGGAGGAGGAGUUCAGCGCUGAAUGAUCAUUGCAUGAAAGAGAGAAACAGUUGCUUUGGAUUGCGCGUCGAUUCCGUUUCCAUGGGGGCUGAGCUCGUCCGUGCGAGAGCGAGUGUUCAGAGUGCAUUUCGGUCCUCAGUCAAAGCCAGAUCAGUCAAGGCUCAAGCUUCUGAAGGAGAUAUUGAGGAUGUUGCUCCUGCCAAAGUUCAGGAGAAAUCAUCUGCAUCAGUUCUGCCAUAUGUUGGUGUUGCUUGUUUGGGAGCCAUUUUAUUUGGAUAUCAUCUGGGGGUGGUUAAUGGUGCCCUAGAGUAUCUUUCCAAGGAUCUUGGGAUUGCUGAAAACACUGUUUUGCAAGGAUGGAUUGUUAGCACACUUCUUGCUGGCGCCACUGUUGGUUCAUUUACGGGAGGAGCAUUGGCUGACAAAUUUGGCCGGACAAAGACUUUUAUACUGGAUGCAAUCCCACUUGCAGUUGGAGCAUAUCUCUGUGCCACAACCCAGAGUGUACAGACAAUGAUAAUUGGUCGUUUACUAGCUGGCAUUGGAAUUGGCAUCUCAUCUGCUAUUGUGCCACUUUACAUUUCCGAGAUAUCACCAACCGAGAUUCGGGGUACACUUGGAUCUGUCAACCAACUAUUCAUCUGUGUUGGGAUUCUUGCAGCAUUGGUGGCUGGAUUGCCUUUAGCUGGAAAUCCUUUGUGGUGGAGAACAAUGUUUGCUGUUGCUGUUGUUCCUUCUAUACUUUUGGCACUUGGAAUGGCAUUUUCUCCAGAAAGCCCUCGGUGGCUCUAUCAGCAAGGGAAAAUCUCUCAAGCUGAAACAGCUAUUAAAAGGCUAUUUGGAAAAGAAAGAGUUGCUGAAGUUAUGAAUGAUCUAAAUGCUGCAGCUCAAGGUUCUUCAGAACAAGAAGCUGGGUGGUUUGAUCUUUUCAGUAGCCGGUAUAAUAAAGUUGUCAGUGUUGGUGCAUCACUUUUCUUGUUCCAACAGUUGGCUGGAAUAAAUGCUGUGGUAUACUAUUCUACUUCUGUGUUUCGUAGUGCUGGAAUUACAUCUGAUGUUGCCGCCAGUGCUCUGGUUGGGGCGUCAAAUGUUUUUGGUACAACUGUGGCAUCCUCUUUAAUGGAUAAGCAGGGAAGGAAAAGUCUUCUGAUUACAAGCUUUGCUGGAAUGGCUGCUUCAAUGUUGUUACUUUCGCUGUCUUUCACCUGGAAGGCCCUGGCACCAUAUUCUGGCACACUAGCUGUUCUGGGGACUGUCCUUUAUGUAUUGUCCUUUUCGCUUGGUGCUGGUCCUGUGCCUGCUCUUCUACUUCCAGAGAUAUUUGCCUCUAGAAUUAGAGCAAAAGCAGUUGCCUUAUCACUAGGGAUGCAUUGGAUAUCUAAUUUCGUCAUCGGCCUGUAUUUUUUGAGCGUUGUAAAUAAGUUUGGUAUCAGUACAGUGUACCUUGGAUUUGCGGCUGUCUGUCUUCUUGCCGUCUUGUAUAUAGCUGGUAAUGUUGUGGAAACAAAGGGAAGAUCACUCGAGGAAAUAGAACGUGCCCUUAACCCAGCAAUUUAAGCAGGAUACUUAUAAGUGUGUCAUGAAAAUAAGAUCUGUUUCUACAGCUCACUGAUCUCGACCUUAGGAACUGCUCUCCUGCUGUACCCCUAUAUUAUGCUGAGAAAAGGACUUGGGAAAACUUUGUUACCCACCAUUUUGCUGUCCUUCAUUUGAGCGUUUGAUCUGAAAUGUGACUAGUGUUAGGGAAGUGUUUAGACAUUGUGACAUGUUGGAUUGGGCAAUGUGGCUCUGUUAUAUGAGUUAAGAUUUGUGAUUCGGUUCUUUAAUUGUAUUAUAAUCUUGUGUGAACUCAGAUUGCCGAACAUUACUUCUUAUGAUGCUAUAUGUCGGAUCCUAGUUGUGGUAGGCUUGAG
Ilex paraguariensis (yerba mate) is the source of this 2350-nucleotide messenger RNA. The record is from the annotation of a GenBank genome assembly. NCBI's taxonomy places the organism in Eukaryota, Viridiplantae, Streptophyta, Magnoliopsida, Aquifoliales, Aquifoliaceae.